AUGUCCUACCCUACUUUCAACUUCCAUACCACCGCUGAGGACGUUGCGACUGCUUUUUCGGAUGAGAUAAAGGGCAAGAAUGUUCUUAUCACUGGAACCUCCAUCAACGGGAUCGGAUUCGAGACUGCCCGUGCCAUCGCAAAAUAUGCAAACCUAGUUGUGAUCACUGGGCACAACGAGGAGCGAUUGAGACUCGCUGAGGCUGCAAUCAAGAAAGAAGUCCCGCACGCCAAUAUUCGCGCUCUCAUCCUCGACCUCUCCUCCUUCGUCGCCGUGCGCACCGCCGCAACGGAGGUGAACGCCUACGAAGAGCCGAUCCACGUCCUGAUCAACAAUGCUGCGGCCCCGCUCGGCCCGUUCAAGCUCACCGUCGACGGACUAGAGAAUCAAAUAGCCACGGACCACCUCGGGCCGUUCCUCCUCACCGCGCUCAUCGCGCCGAAGCUCCUCGCGGCCAGGACGGAGCAGUUCACACCGCGCGUCGUAUUCGUGUCGAGUCACGCGCACAUUCUGUGCAAGGGCCCCGACUUUGAGACGCUCAGGAAGCCCGAUCCAGACACCUACCAGGCGUUCAACGCGUAUGCCCAUUCCAAGUCCGCCAACGUCUUGACCGCGGCGGAGCUCUCGCGGAGGUCGCACGGAAAGCUCAAUGGGUACAGUCUGCAUCCGGGAGAGAUCCCGACGAACCUCCUCCUGAAAGAGGAGUCCCUCGAGACGAUAAAGAGCCAAGGGAUCCUCGGGCCGGACGGCCAACCCAACACGCGGGACUUCCACUGGAAGACGAUCCCCGAGGGCGCGGCGACGACCGUGGUUGCUGCGUUCGACCCGCGCCUCGCCGCAAGCCCCGGCGCAUACCUGGACAACUCGGUCGUCGCAAACGAGAAAAUCGAAGAGCACUCCGCGGAUCCGGCGAAUGCCGCCAAGUUGUGGGAUUUGUCAGAGGAGAUUGUGGAAGUCAAGUUCACCUUCGAAUUAUAAGGAAGCUACGGGAUGGGCCGCUCGCACUGACAAGGCUGCUCGAAGAAAAUAAAUAAGUUUGGAAUUUUCGGUGUGCUAUCCCUCUCGGGCUCGAAAUAUGUUCGAGUUCUCUACUUGAGUCACCAUCGCAUGAGCAAGAUAUUGUGGCUUCAGCAGCCUUACCAUGUUGCGGCGCUGCGAACGGGGUUGGCAGUGCGGAAUCUAAAGUAUGUAGAUUUUGCAGACUCAAAUAGUCAUGGUGACGCCAUUCGGAUCUACUCGGCAUGUUUCAAAGCACCGAACGAGCCCGGUAGUUCUACUUCG
Molecule: messenger RNA, 1281 nt
Organism: Mycena citricolor
Lineage: Eukaryota; Fungi; Basidiomycota; Agaricomycetes; Agaricales; Mycenaceae
Source: the annotation of a GenBank genome assembly